Brassica napus (rape) is the source of this 1160-nucleotide messenger RNA. RefSeq names its product putative F-box/kelch-repeat protein At3g24610. The coding region runs from base 384 to 1028 and encodes 214 amino acids. NCBI's taxonomy places the organism in Eukaryota, Viridiplantae, Streptophyta, Magnoliopsida, Brassicales, Brassicaceae. The transcript has 3 exons. The record is from RefSeq and is a predicted model, not a curated record.
GGAACACGCUUCCUUAUCUCUCGUAUCCAAGCGGCACCGAUCUCUAUUGACGACCCCUGAGUUGUACAAAUUCCGAACCCUUUUGGGAUGCACAGAAAACCUCAUUCAUCUAUGCUUACGCAUCCCUCCAGAUCCAAACCCAGGCUGGUUCACCCUCUCCCUAAAACCCCUUGAUCGGCGGCUGGUCCCAGUGCGGUCUUACUUCUACCAGCCUCUGGACGCAGCUUCCAUGGGUGGAAGGAUAGGCGGAAGAGCCUCGUCCAGUGUCAUGUUCCUGGAUUGUCGAUCUCACACGUGGAGCACUCUCCCCUCCAUGGGGGUGCCUCGAUAUUCAGCUGCGUCUGGUGUGGUGGACGGGAAGAUAUACAUACUUGGAGGGUGUGAUGACCGUAACUCCAGCAGGUGGGGAGAGGUUUUCGACCCAAAGAAGCAGACUUGGGAUGCCCUGCCGAUUCAAUGGUGCAGGGGCAUGUGUAUCCUACAUACCAAGUGAAAGCAAAUGGAAAAAAGGGAAUAAGAAAACUUCCCAAGUUUAUAAGGGUUGGCACGUGAUAGAUAAUAUCGUGUAUUGCAGUGCCUUAGGUGGGCGGAUAUUGUGGUGUGAGGCACAUGAAUGGGAGAGGCCCGUAACCACCCAUGUGAUGGAGUGGAGAGAGGUGAUGGGCUUGGAGUCUCUCAGGGAAACUCUCGCUGCCUCCAAGCUCGUCAACUAUGGUGGACGCUUGGGGGAUCUCUGGGAGUCCAACAAACCGCUGAUGCAAGCUGCAGGAUUUGAGAUAACUGAACUCGAUGAAAAAUUUCCCGGGCACAAACUGAGCAACUCUGGUCCCAACAUGUUGAUCUUCUGGGACGUGCUUGCUCCUCGUAAGUUAGAGAUUUGGUGUGCGGAGGUCUGUUUGGAGAGACACAAGGACACAUGCCAGAUUAGAGGAAACAUUUUGUGGUCCGAACCUGUCAUGACACUGGAUCCUCCUCCUCCACAUCAGCUUCACUGUCACAUUUUGUAUACUUCACCUCUCAACCUCUGAGUACCAAAACCUCCUUUAUCUAUGUUGGAUUUGUUUUUCUCUCUAUUUGUUAUUAAGUCUCUCAAAUAAUCUUUUUUUUUUUCUUAACAUUUUGUGUAUCCAAUGAAUUUUUAUCUGGACAUUUUUCUUUUC